AUGGCGACGCACAACCGCAGUCGGAGCCCCGAGUCGACUCGCCGUCGUGCUCAUCUUCAUCGUUCUCUCAAGCCCUCCAAGCCCAACCAACACCAUCCUCACGAACGCCGCCGGCAAACCGCAGGCCGCUCGCCGCGGGGACGCAACUUUGCCGCGGCGUGGCCGACGGGGCCUGCGACGCGGGCGAUCCUGACCGGCUUCGACGCCGGCCUCUCGGCACGUGGCCUCGCCGACGACUUGGAGCAUGUGGCAGGCACAGUCUGGCGCUGCCGUGUCAAGACUUCCAUCACAACGCCCGAGUCCUACCCGGACUUCCAGCUACCCGCCGUUCCCGCCGCCGCCACCGCGGUGUUCCACCAGUACGAGCCGUCGCGGCACGGUCGCGUGGCCCCUCACGCCUUCGUCCACUUCGAGCAGCUCAAGGCUGCGAACCGCGCCGGCGAUUUCUUCAGGUCGCGAAUCCCCGCGCAGGACACCUACCUACUACAUGGCCGGGCGGCCCGCCUGCGGGAUGGUGGCACCGACACGAGGCGGCCGAUGCUCUUCCCGGACUCGCGCGUCGAGGUCGGUGACGUCGUGGCUCCCGGCACCUUCCUUGUUGCUUGGCGCGGGACCGACCACUUCACCUCGGCACUUGACUUCAUCGUCGACCCGUCCGCCCGUUGCUGCCGGCUGCUGUUCGCCCGCGUCACCGCCUUCACGUUCCCUGACCUCCGUCUCCGCCCCGUGGUGCUGCUGUGCUGCGACGUCAAGCUCGAGUUCUCCGUCGCCGACGUCGCCGAGGUCCUGGUGUUCGAGGCCGAUGACUCGCUGAUCCUGCAACUCUCGGCCGCGCCCCUCGUCUACUACCGCACGGCGGGAGAUGACAUCCACGACCGCGCGCGUGCCCUUCCACCUGAUCGACGCUGA
Molecule: messenger RNA, 909 nt
Organism: Miscanthus lutarioriparius
Lineage: Eukaryota; Viridiplantae; Streptophyta; Magnoliopsida; Poales; Poaceae
Source: the annotation of a GenBank genome assembly